CAACACUCAGACAAAAUAUUUUUCAAUAGACACAACGAGAUACAACACAUCUUAAUUUUAACUCCAACAUUUUAAGCCGACAAAAACAUGGAAACUGCAAGCCAACACCAAAAACGAUGCGAACAACAAAAUUUGAUGAACACUCUGAAAGAGAUCCAAAGAGAAAACGUGAACAGAAGAAUAAAUUGUGGGCAGACGAAUCCCGAACCGGGCCCCAAGAAGCGUACCCCUUGCUGUACCCUGUCAUCCGUGACGCCGACUCCCUUGAGCAAGGCCAACAUUUGCGAAAGAGAUAAAGUACCGACUAGAAAUUUUUGCACCACCCCUCGAGACGAAUGUGACAGACCUGAACUGACCGCGUACGGAAGAGAGUUUAUGGCGAACAAUGGAAAAUUGGUUACGAGGUGUGUGUGCGUAAAAUUCAACGGUCUUCAAGACUCGUGCCGGCAUCCCGGGUGCUACACCAAGGUUGGAUGUUUGGACAAUCCGUUUCCAACUUGUCCUCCAGCACAACAGUGGAAAACCGAUUACAAUCAAAAACAUAAGAAAAAUAAUAGAUGCUAA
Messenger RNA from Myzus persicae (green peach aphid), 564 nucleotides. RefSeq lists its product as uncharacterized. The record is from RefSeq and is a predicted model, not a curated record. The coding region runs from base 88 to 564 and encodes 158 amino acids. The transcript has 2 exons. NCBI's taxonomy places the organism in Eukaryota, Metazoa, Arthropoda, Insecta, Hemiptera, Aphididae.